Syngnathoides biaculeatus (alligator pipefish) is the source of this 7175-nucleotide messenger RNA. RefSeq names its product transmembrane protein 163a (gene tmem163a). Gene Ontology annotation, biological process: monoatomic cation transport; transmembrane transport. NCBI's taxonomy places the organism in Eukaryota, Metazoa, Chordata, Actinopteri, Syngnathiformes, Syngnathidae. Bases 118 to 1029 code for a protein of 303 amino acids. Gene Ontology annotation, molecular function: zinc ion binding; monoatomic cation transmembrane transporter activity. The transcript has 8 exons. The record is from RefSeq and is a predicted model, not a curated record. Gene Ontology annotation, cellular component: synaptic vesicle membrane.
GCGGUUAUAACCUCGCGCUUGGAUGUCUGCUGCGCUCUUCAUCGUCCACCCUCCUCAUCCUCGCCGUCUCCGCCACCGUUCCGCCCUGAAACUGCAACAGGAGUCCGAGCGAGAGAAAUGACAGACCCGGCGAGCAGGGAGUCCUACCCAGUUCCGCACUUGACUAUAGUGGAUCCGUCUCAUGGCACGGUGCGGAACGGCCAGUGCGCCCCGGAUGGCUUCGGAAACAACCACCACAACCACAACAACCAGCAGCAGCAGCAACAGCAGCAGCAGCAGCAGCACGUCAAGAGCCCCACCCAGCAUGAGGUUCUCACCUCGGGCCAAGAGAUGAAAAUCACGGACGGUGUGGAGGGAGAAGGUCUCCUCGAGAGCAGCAUGCGUCUGAAGCCUCACGAGGCUCAGAACUAUAGGAAGAAGACACUGUGGGUCUCGUGGAUCUCCAUCGUGGUCACCCUCGUCCUGGCCGUGACUGCUUUCACGGUAUCGUUCAUGAGGCAAAGCGCAUCGGCCUUCGGAUUUGCCUUUGAUGCCACCUUGGACGUUCUCUCAUCAAUCAUUGUACUCUGGCGCUACAGCAAUGCGGCCGCUGUGCAUUCAGCACACCGAGAAUACAUAGCAUGUGUGGUCCUGGGAAUUGUGUUUCUGCUCUGCUCCCUGUGCAUUCUUGGAAAGGCAAUUCAUAAUCUGGUUACAAGGAUGCCCCCAGAAGUGGAUGACUUCCUCUUCAGCGUGUCCAUUGUGAGCGGAUUUGUUUGCACCGCGCUGGCCAUCGCCAAGUUCAUGCUGGGCAAAGUGCUCACAAGCCGCGCCCUCAUCACAGAUGGUUUUAACUCUCUGGUUGGUGGUAUCAUGGGAUUUACCAUUCUUAUCAGUGCCCAAGUGUUCAAGGACCACCCUGAUGUCUGGUUCUUGGAUGGCUUGAUUGGUGUUCUAAUUGGACUCAUCAUUUUGGCAUACGGGGUCAAGCUUUUAAUGGACAUGGUGCCGCGUGUGAGGCAAACACGAAACUAUGAACGAUUUGAGUAAGGUUCACAAACUGACUGUCCACCCCCCCUGCUGUCAACUCUCUCCUUAUGUGCUAAAAGUAGUGUUUGGAUAUUUGAAUUACGAGCGCUACGUACACCGUUUUCAUGACAAGCAAACCCUUAUAGACUGUAAAUGCUGCGUUCAUGCAUUCUCAUAUUUCCCUUCCCGUACAUCAGAGACACACACACACUUGUUAAGAUAACUUUUUUUAAAUUGCUAAGCCUACCCUUAUUUGACAAAAUGACGGAAACCGAAUAACUGUCAUCAAACCAUCAAAUCAAGAGGCAUACAUAAGAGGUUGAUAGAUGUGUUUUUGAUCCAUACAAAGCAGUUCAGACAAAGUGUAUCAACAGUGGUCUUUAAAUGUGAUGUUCCCAAAAAACAAACAACAACAACAACAACAAAAAACAAGUACACAUCCUAGUUGUGCAUUUUGGGUUUAUGUGGAUGUAUUUAUUUAAUUAAUUUAUUUAUUUAAUCAUUUGCCAUUUUCAAUCUGUUUACAAUGAAUGGCUCAAUGUAUUUUUCUCAACAAUAACACAAACACCCCUUUUAAUGGGGUCGAUGGAAAGUGUUUUAAAGAAGUGUAAUAAAACCAAAGUUUGUAAAAGGUUUUCAACUAUAUAGACAAAAGUAUCGAGGAAAAUAUACUUAUUAAAUAUUCGCUGAUCAAUCGGGAGUUGGGCUACAUCAACGGUAGCUGCAAAGUGUUGGGGUACUUGUGUCUAUAUAGCUAGUUCUAUAUAGCGUUCAUGCUGUUUUGUUUGUAACAUUCGCUCAGGUUUUAAUUUUUUUAUGUGAAGCCGCUGACCUCUGAAGUGUCCCCUUGUGCCAUCAUCUUGGCAUCACGGGUUUGUAUUUAUAUUUUCAUUUAUAGUUGUUUGUAUUCAUGAAUGUUGACAAUUGCAACCUAAAGCGGGGGACACACAUACCGUUUGUUAACAUAUUCCAUAAUUUUCAAAAUGUGAGGGACCCUAGAAAGUGGGGUCCACUCAGACCGGGUCAUUUUAAUACUGGACAAUGAUGAUUAGAGGAUGACGUCAACUACCGUAAUUCCCGGCCAACAGAGCACACCUGGUUACAAGCCUCACUGAGUACAUUUGUAAAGGAAAUACCGUUUGGUACAAACAUAAGCCGCAGCUGUGUAAAAGCCGCAAGGGCACAUAUUGAAACCCACAUUGCAACAGGAGAUAUUUACAAAGAUGGUACACAGAGUUUAACGCUAGCGCUAACAUUAGUACUAACACUAGCGCCGCACUAAAGCUAGCACUAACACUAACAAGGCCGGUUAAAAUAAAACUUACCGGUAAAUAUCACUGAGACACACCAACAACACAGCAGCAACACGCUAGCACACCGCUAACGCUAGUGCAGCGCUAAUAAAGUCACUUCCUCGGCACAUAUAUUCCACAGGUCUCAUUCUUAACUGUUCCGCUCAAGUGCCCCCUUGUGGCCGUGAGAAAAAAAUGUACAAAUUAACUGCAUCAUUGCAUAAACCGCAGGGUUGAAAGCGUGUGAAAAAAGUCACGGCUUGUAGGCUGGAAAUUUUGGUUUUGGCUUGAGGAUGCCGAGCUGCUAGCUGCAACAGAUGAGUCUGCUGAUGAAAAUUAGUCUGUCAUCUUAAUUGGAGGAGAAAAAAAUCCCUCUAUACUCACCCCACGCCACAAAAAAAAUCAAUUGUCCAGGAUAAUCUUUCAUCCAGUACAAGGGCCUUUGGUGCGUCGCAAGGGACGGGAAAUGCUCAAAAUUUGUCCUAUUACAGUAUGUGUGUACCUGCCUUUAGAAGACACCGCACAAUGGCUGAGUGUCUGCGUAGUUUCUCAGUCAUCCAGGUCAUGGUCGAGCCAAGGUUGGUUCCAAUUGCCGAUGGACGUUUGUGGCUCACCACAGUUUACAUCUAGGAAGCAGCAGGUAGAAACGGCACAAAUUUGCAAAUACAGUACACGUAAUAUGGAUUUGCUCACCAGCACGAGACACUUACAGUAUAGUGUUUGUUUUCAUGUCACACUGAACAGAAUGUAAAGACCCACCACACAAUCUGUCAAUAAACUUACAUAUGGUUCCAUUAAUUGAAAGUCACAAAUAAAUGUCAUGUAGUUAUACUGUAAACAUUUUGGACUAAGAUGUUAAAAUAUUUAGCGUGUAGUGCUUAUAGUAUAGUAUUUUUACAUAUUAUUGAUGAAUUAAAAUAAAAAGACACAUUUCACUGUCAGAUUUUGCACUGUAGGGUGUUGACAUCCAACAGGAGUGGCGCUUUUCUGGCAUGCGCAUAAUGUGCGGCAACACAUGGCAGCAGCAUCACACUCCAAAGCAAUUUUAAAAUAUUGCGACAAUAAAUGGUUUUGUAUUGUGUAAGGUAAUAGCAUGACAUGUCGAUCAUUAGCGUUUGUAUGGGGAAUUUCCGCCCCGUUGUGAAAUCCUCCUCUGGAGAAGAGACGCAAGUACAGUUUCAUUCCAGCGCAUGAGAGUGUGCACUCCUAGUGAAGUGGAGAGCAAGCAAGUACCGUAAUUCCCGGCCUAGAGAGCACACCUGAUUACAAAACUCACCGAGUACAUUUGUAAAGGAAAUACCAUUUGGUACAUACAUACACCGUAGCUGUGUAAAAGCCACAAGUGCCCACAUUGAAACACAAGAUAUUUACAAAGAAAGAUGGUACACAGAAAGAGUUUAACGCUAGUGCUAACGCUAGCGCCACGGUAACAGAGCUGGUUUGAAUAAAACUUACCGAUAAAUAUCAGUGAGACAAGCCAACAGCAACACGCUAGCACAGCGCUAACGCUGGCGCAGCGCUAAAAGUCACUUCCUCGGCACAUAUAUUUCACUGGUCUCAUUUUUACCUUUUCUGCUCGAGUGGUCCCUUGCGGCCGUGAGAAAAAAAAUGCACAAAUUAGCCGCAUCACCGCAUAAACUGCAGGGUUGAAAGUGUGUGAAAAAAGUCGCGGCUUGUAAGCCGGAAAUUACGGUACCUAGCGCUGACUGAAAAGGUUGUUUUACCAACUUUCUGAUUACAUGAUUCUGAUUAGUUUGUAUUUAUUGAUCUUUGGAACUGUCUCGGUAUGAGCUCAGCGAUGCUGUACAUGUAAAUACUUUGUACUGAAUAUUCUGACAGUGUGGUGUCCAUUUAUAUUAUAUUAUUAUAUAUAUUGUACUAGACAUACUCGUAGAGCAUAUGCAUUGUUCAUAGAUGAUGACGUGCGUGUGUCAACAUAUAUCCAGAGUUAAAAAAAUGAUGACCCAUGUACAGUAUUUGCAGUAUUGGUACUGGGCUUUGUAGCCAUGUGGAUCCUCAAUACUUGUGAGCUACCUUCUGGUUAGAAACCACAUGGCAACUAUUUAAAUCUGUGCAGGUAUACCUACAGUGUACAGGGAGUCCUCGGUUUACGACAUAGAGAGUGUUAUGAAUACGCUCCUUUGACAUCAUACAUGGUGUUUUAAUAUUUAUGGCCAAGAAAAGUUUUUCGUACAACGCUAGAGCUCGUGGACGUGACGUCACCAUUUUCACGGCGUCAUAUUGCCGGUCAAUCAGAGCUGCUCGACAUUGUGGGAGACAUUGAACCAGAGGAGAAUAUUUACAAUACCCGAGACCUAUUGUGCUGUUGGUUGUUACAACAGAUGAGACAGAUAUUCAAAGAGGUCAUUCUAUGGAAUACCAUCUGAAAAGAGCAGAAAAUAUCGAUCGAUUUCGGCAAUUAAACAUGAUGAAUGGUGCCCAACCAAAAUACACACACGCCUGUGUAGCGAUCAUUUCAUUUCAUAUUGGAGUUAUUCUUCUCAAUCUCAAAUUACCAAAAAGUGUUUAUCAUGGCAAAUUGGCUCAUUUGAGAACAAUGCAUGUUAAAAACAAAAACUGUCUAUCGCAGAGGCAAUCGGUUCCGUGCACGUUCCAUGGAGACAACUAUGUCCUCUUUUUUUUUUCAAUCAUAGUUAAUGAAUGCGAGUUUGUGUAAAAGCAGGGGUGGUUUAUUUAAAUAUUGGUAUUUGUAUAGAAUACUAGCUGAAAAGCUCAAUGGAUUCCGGCAAAGGUUAACGUGUCGCCGAACACACUUCCGCAUUCACAAGGCGUCAAAACCGUCACUAUGUGGGAUUUAUUCCUGAUGAGAACAGAUCCAGCAACAAAGUAUUCGUAUGCCUCCAGACUUUUAUACACUUUCAAAAUGUAAGUGUAAAUCUCGACGACUUACUCACCAGAUCCAUGUGCAUAUCCAGUUGUCCAAGAUAAGCGGAAGUGCAUUGACAGUCCAAUUUCUUAUCGACGAAAAAUCGACUUCGCCAUUAAAUAUGGGUCCUAUAUGCCAAGUUUAUCUCGUUUUUCCACGUACCGUUUUUUAUUUUCACCUUCUACAUGUCUUACGGUAUUUGACAAGACUCUGGGCAUUGUGCUACCAGACAUAUUUCCGUGUCGUCUCCAGCCGACCUAGCAUUGAGCAAUGCUUAGCUUGACCGGCAAUAUGCCGACGUAAACAAAAGUCACAUGAAUUGAUGAUGUAAGUGCACGAACUCUAUACACUGGAAUUAUUACAACUGCGUUAGUGUCGUUUAGUGCAGUGUUUCGCAACCUUCUCACGACAUACCACGACUUUAAAUCUCACAAGAGGGGUAUAAAGUGAAAUCAUGAGAAUCUUGUCUCAACUUCCUCACAAAUGUAUUUAACAUGAAAUGCAGGCCUGUUUACAAAUCUAUUAUUCUGUUGUAUUAAUGCCAACACAUAUUUGGAACUUGGAACUUUUGACAUCAAGUUUCCCCUCAUGAUAAAAUUUUUCUUCAGGUCACUCUCAUGAAUGAAUGAACCCAGAUGCACUAUUUGUAUUAAAUGAAUAAUAUUUUCAGGGGUGAUUAAGUAAAAUUGGAUCAUAAAAAAGCUCAUUGCAAUGGAAAUCUUUCAUAAAUCGAGGACCUAUUUUGUAGUACAAGUUACUGAGUUACAGCGUUCUACUUUUUUUCUCUGACAGGGUCUAACUUGGACGUCCGUUUUUUGCCACGUGGGUAAAGUAUAACAAAUACUGCGGUGUGGUCUCCUGUACCAAUAACACACUGUAACAAUAAAUGAACCAACUCACAUGCCAGCUCACCAAAAGCACAACGAUGAGUACUGUAUGUCAUAUCCUCCCUCGCCCUUGAAGGAUUAGUAACAAUUAUUAAAAAGCAUAUUUAUAAGCACAUUGUGAGGCACAGAGCAAGCACAAAGAAUCUUGUGGGUUCAUUACAAUUGUUUGUAGAGCUCUUAUGGUUUGGAUUUAGUCUUUGCAUAGACUUCUCUACCUCUCUUCUUUGCACUGUUUCAUUUUCAAGUCCUUUUGUACCCGCUUCACACGCCCGAAUUCACUUACUGCACAUUCCAACGCUACCGUGAUGCUCUUCCAUUCGUCUUUGUGAAGCUUCAAACCUCGUGAGCCGAAUUUCACAUUAAAUGAAUUUGUCCUCUUUUUGCUGCCUAUUGUGGAGGUUGAAGUCAGUUUAUUAGAAGAGGAACACAGCUCUGAAUGUUUAACGUUAAUGUUAUCAUUCCAAAUUGUUGACAUGAUGUGAUUGAUCAACUCUAACAUCAUUGCUACUCGUCUCUCUACAGUCAAUCAGGGGUGUCACUCAUUUUUAUCGAGGGCCACGUUGUCGGUAGUUUCCCCUCAGAGGGCCGUUAUGACUGUGAAAUGGUAAACGCAACACCGCUUGUACCAUGUCAAUGUUUCAUCGGCUCAUCAUACAGCACACAACCAACGGAUUGAUAACUAGUUCUGAAAUCAAAACUCAAGGAUAAUAAUUUGUUCAGCUGUUGUUCGAGGGGUUUAGUCACAAGCAAUUAUGCUUGGAAUAUCUCAUCAUUCUUUAUUACAUGUAGUAUGGUGAUGUGAAAUUUUGGUACAGAUUUUAGCAGGAGUCAUGAAAGAUGACACAUAUGAUUUGCACAUAAAAUGAUGCGGCGGGCCAGAUUCGCCCCCCGGGCCUUCAGGUUGACAACCCCCUCAUGCUCUAGAUGCUUUGCAUGGAUUGAAUCCAAUGUAAUGCCUAUAAGUAGUUUGAAAUGUAUUGCAGACACACACACACACACACACACACACACACACACACACACACACACACACACACACACGUGCUCAAUGUGCAUCUUGCUAUGUUUGUAUAGUAAUAAGAUCUGUGAUAUUACCUACAA